UCAUUUCAUCAGUAUCUUUACCCGCGUUCUUAAUCGUCCGAUCUCUCUCUCUCUCUCUCUCUCAUCGCCACCACUUCCUAGAUGUCGCGGUUUCUCCGAUCGCGUUGCUCCGACGGCUCGCCCGAUGGACCUACACUUCCUCUCUAAAAAAUUCUCAGCGUCGCGAUGAUCGAUCAAGUCACUUGAACUCUACUGAUGUUGUGGAAGCAAGGAAGCAAGGAUUGUUUUCUGAGCUUCCGAGUUUGCGAAACUGUGCAUACUCUAUUUGAUUAUUUCAGAUAUUCAGUUUUCGGCCUGUAGGAGGAAUUCAUCUGGCGCAAAUCAAGUUUGUUAAAGGUAUGUCGUCGAAGAUUGUGUAUGAAGGUUGGAUGGUGCGGUAUGGCCGGCGGAAGAUUGGCAGGUCCUUCAUUCACAUGCGGUAUUUUGUGCUUGAAUCUCGGUUACUGGCGUAUUAUAAGAGGAAGCCGCAGGAUAAUCAAGUUCCAAUUAAGAGCAUGCUAGUAGAUGGAAACUGUAGAGUGGAGGAUCGUGGCUUAAAGACGCACAAUGGACAUAUGGUUUACGUCUUGUCUGUUUACAACAAGAAAGAGAAGUACCAUCGAAUUACGAUGGCGGCCUUCAAUAUCCAAGAAGCACUACUAUGGAAGGAGAAAAUAGAGCUUGUCAUUGAUCUGCACCAAGGCUCACAAGUUCCUAAUGGGAACAAGUUUAUAUCAUUUGAAUAUAAAUCUGGGAUGGAUAAUGGGAGGACUGCUUCCUCCUCGGAUCAUGAAAGUCAGAUCAGUGCACAGGAAGAUGAGGAGAGUGCUCGUCCAAGUUUACUGCGAAGGACAACCUUUGGAAAUGGACCUCCAGAGUCUGUAUUUGACUGGACAAGGGAAAUUGGAUCAGAUUUUUCAAAUCAAAAUGCCAAUAGUCAAGCCUUUUCACGGAAGCAUUGGCGUCUAGUUCAGUGCCAAAAUGGACUUCGCAUCUUUGAAGAGCUUGUGGAGGUUGACUACCUUCCAAGGAGCUAUAGUAGGGCAAUGAAAGCUGUUGGUGUAGUGGAGGCUACUUGUGAGGAAAUCUUUGAACUUGUCAUGAGCAUGGAUGGAACACGGUUUGAGUGGGACUGCAGUUUCCAAUAUGGUAGCUUGGUUGAAGAGGUGGAUGGACAUACGGCAAUACUCUACCAUAGGCUACAGCUAGACUGGUUUCCAAUGUUGGUAUGGCCCCGUGACCUCUGCUAUGUGCGCUAUUGGCGCCGGAAUGACGAUGGAAAUUAUGUUGUAUUAUUUCGCUCAAGGGAGCAUGAGAAUUGUGGUCCACAACCAGGGUAUGUGAGGGCCCAUAUUGAGAGUGGAGGAUUCAACAUUUCACCUCUGAAACCUCGAAAUGGAAAGCCAAGAACUCAGGUGCAGCAUCUCAUGCAGAUUGAUCUGAAAGGAUGGGGUGUGGGCUAUUUGUCAUCGUUUCAGCAACAUUGUCUCUUGCAAAUGUUAAAUAGUGUUGCUGGGCUGCGUGAAUGGUUUGCACAAACAGAUGAAAGGACUGCUCCUCUAAGAAUACCAGUUAUGGUAAAUAUGGCUUCAUCUUCAGUUUCAUCACAGAAGAGCCUGAAAGUUCAGGGGUCUAGCGUUCAUGCUAGUUCUUCUGAUCAAAUGAAUGCUGCAAAUAGAAAUUCUGUGAUGUUGGAUGAGUACUCUGACGAAGAUGAAGAAUAUCAAAUACCUGAGAAUGAACCAGAGGUAUACCCAAACGAGCAGGAGAAUGAUAGCAAGAGAGCAGCCUUGGAAGAAGAAUCAAUUGAUCGAAUUGAUUUAUCCAGUUUCUCGGGAAAUGUAAGGCACGAUGAUCGUGAUACUUCUCGAGACUGCUGGAGAAUUUCUGAUGGAAACAACUUUAGAGUUCGUAGCAAGACCUUUUGUUUCGAUAAGACUAAGAUUCCAGCUGGGAAGCAUUUAAUGGAUCUGGUUGCUGUCGAUUGGCUGAAGGACACGAAAAGAAUGGACCACGUUGCCAGGCGUCAAGGCUGUGCAGCUCAAGUUGCUUCAGAAAAGGGUCUUUUCUCUAUCGUCAUAAACGUGCAAGUACCUGGUUCGACGCACUACAGCAUGAUAUUUUAUUUCGUGACGAAGGAACUAAUUUCUGGAUCUCUUUUGCAACGCUUUGUUGAUGGCGACGAUGAAUUUCGCAACAGUAGGUUAAAACUCAUUCCUUCAGUUCCCAAGGGUUCAUGGAUUGUUCGCCAAAGUGUUGGAAGUACGCCAUGCUUAUUGGGAAAAGCAGUUGAUUGCAACUAUAUUCGAGGGCCCAAGUAUUUAGAGGUCGAUGUCGAUAUUGGCUCGUCGACAGUUGCUAAUGGAGUUUUGGGACUUGUCAUUGGUGUAAUUACAACAUUGGUGGUUGACAUGGCUUUCCUUAUACAGGCAAAUACAACAGAAGAAUUACCAGAGAGAUUACUUGGAGCAGUGCGAAUGUCUCAUAUUCAGCUCUCCUCAGCCAUACCCUCUAACUUGGACUCAUCAUCUGAUUGAAUUUAUACAUCAAAUUAUCCCUUCUUCCUUCUUCCUUCGUCCUUCGUCCUUCCUUCUUCAUCUAAACACUCAUUUCUCCACCCCCUCUCUUAACUUUCACUUCCUUCUCAAUACCAUUGCAUUCUUGUCUUUUCCCCAGAAGCUCCACUUAUAUCCAUAUUAUUUUUUUUAUACAUAAAAAAAAGAAAAAGAAAAGUGGAAAAUAGAAGAAUACCUACUUCCUUCUCUAUCUUCUUAUACCUUUCUUCAUUAAGGGGGUGGGGCUUUUAGGAACUGGAGUCAUUCGGGGGGGUUGUUGUUACACGAAACAGAAGCUAGAAAGAAAAAGGAUGAGAUAGAACCAUAUGCGUCCGCAUCACUAUAUACCAGCGAGUGAGUUAAUACCAUUUCUCUUUUUCAAGCUCCUAAUAUUGAAAGAUGCCUCAUAUUUGUGCCUUUGUUUGAUUCUCUGUGGCCCCCAAAAAGGGAUACUUUAGUGAUCUCUUAGGGUGAAGGAGGAAGGAAGAGUUUUAUAACUAUUGAUAGUUUGAGCUGAAUGGAAAUGGAAAUGGAAAUGGAAAUGGAAAUGGAAAUGGAAAUGGAAAUGGAAAUGGAAAUGGUUGUUUUCUCAAUAAUACCCUCGAAGAACUUUCUCCUUGUGUACAUUUUUCUUUUUUUUGCACUGUAUUUCUUGGAGGGAAAUUGGAUUUAGCAAUAUGCAACAAAUAAUCUUGAACAGUUCGUGGAUUUGUAAUUAUGUUUUAUAGUUCAUAGAGUUCAAUUUUAUUUUCUUUCUAAUGCUUA
This is a messenger RNA of Cucurbita pepo subsp. pepo (vegetable marrow), 3299 nucleotides long. RefSeq names its product protein ENHANCED DISEASE RESISTANCE 2. Gene Ontology annotation, molecular function: lipid binding. NCBI's taxonomy places the organism in Eukaryota, Viridiplantae, Streptophyta, Magnoliopsida, Cucurbitales, Cucurbitaceae. The record is from RefSeq and is a predicted model, not a curated record.